Messenger RNA from Fibroporia radiculosa, 750 nucleotides. RefSeq lists its product as uncharacterized. Lineage: Eukaryota; Fungi; Basidiomycota; Agaricomycetes; Polyporales; Fibroporiaceae. The record is from RefSeq and is a predicted model, not a curated record. The transcript is spliced from 3 exons. Gene Ontology annotation, cellular component: plasma membrane. Bases 1 to 750 code for a protein of 249 amino acids.
AUGUCGGUAAAUUUCCGAAAGCCUUUUGGUCUCCAGAUCUUCCGCGGCGUGAUGGGGAAGGUUAUCGCUCUCGGUCUGAUUUUUGCUGCUAUUGGGCAACUUGUAUCGUGCUUCGACCCUCCUACCAUUCCACUCAAUUGGACGACGCAGUACGCGUGCGCCGUCGAUGUGCCCUCGCGCGUGAUCUCAGGAGACGUCACCACGCAGUCUACCAACAACACUCCCGCCUCGUGCAUCGAAAGCUGCGAUGCUGCGGACUAUAUCUACGCCGGCGUUGAAUAUGGCGACGAAUGCCACUGCGGGACCGGGCUCGUGGGCACACCGACGACAGCGCCCGAAUCGGACUGCGAUAUCGCGUGCAGCGGAGACGCAGACCUGUCGUGUGGUGGUUCAUGGCGUAUCCAAAUUUACAAGUCUCCCGCUCUGCCUGGAGGCGGAUGGGCUCUGGAAGGGUGCUUCGUCGACACGCCGACGACGCCCGCGUUUGGCAGCCCGGUCGUGCACCAGACGUUCAGCACGAACCUCGACCUCAUCGACCAGUGCGUUGACUACUGCCAGCACAUCGGGUACCCGUUCUCAGGCGUGGAGAACGCGACAGAUUGCCAAUGCAGCUUUGGAUUUGCGAACGGAGUGGAGCAGGUUGAUGAAUCGGAAUGUAACUCGCUGUGUCCGCUGCCGCCUGGCGACGGUAGCGAGUACUGUGGAGGCCCACAGAGGUUGAUGGUGUACGAAUAUACUGGUACAGAUUAA